Molecule: messenger RNA, 1113 nt
Organism: Xenia sp. Carnegie-2017
Lineage: Eukaryota; Metazoa; Cnidaria; Anthozoa; Malacalcyonacea; Xeniidae
Product: 52 kDa repressor of the inhibitor of the protein kinase-like
Exons: 2
Coding region: 1-1113 (370 amino acids)
Source: RefSeq, a predicted model, not a curated record
AUGAAUAUCAGGGAAGAAUUCAUUUCAUUUCUUUUUUGUAAGUGGGGACUAAGUGAUGCUCAACUUGCCAAGCUACUUUUAGAGGCUCUAAAGGAACUGACUUUAUCAAUAGAUGAUUGUAGGGGGCAAGGUUAUGAUGGGGCUGGUUCAGUUGCUGGUUGCACUAAUGGUCUAGCAGCUCAAAUUUUAAAGCUUGACCCAAAGGCUCUUUAUACACACUGCUAUAGUCAUAGGUUAAACUUAUCCAUUUGCGAUUCUUUGAGUAUACGUAUUGUCAAUGAUAUGUUGAAACAUGUUAACAAUGCUACUAAUUUUAUUAAAAUUUCCCAAACUUGCAAUAUUCUCUUUGAAAAACAUAUACGUAAUUCAGAAACAAACUCGAAAAAGACUAGAUUAACAGACGUUUGCAAAACUAGAUGCGUAGAACGUAUCGAAGGUUUAGAUACAUUCCAAGAGCUUUUUGUACCUGUAUACACCACCCUUAACGAUAUGUCUGAAAAUCUAGAUGGUGAGUUCAAACCGUCGCUUCAGUCUGAUGCCUCAUCUUUGUUUCAACUUAUUGACAGGUUUGAUUUCGUCGUUGCUUUAGUUAUCACGAGAAAUAUUCUUGAUUCAACUCUUCCAGUAACACAGUUAUUACAGGGUAAGAGUAUCGAUAUAAUGGAUGGUAUUCAUUUAAUUUCAACUUUGAAAACUGAGGUGGUGAACAUGAGGAAUUCCUCUGAUUUUUAUCAUGACACCUGGUAUGACGAAGCGCUUGAACUGGCAGCAAAAGUUGGCAUUGAAGAAUGGAAACCAAGAACAGUGCGCAAACAAACGACCAGGGAAAAUAUUCCCCACACAACCAUUUCUGAGUAUUAUAAACGUGCAAUUACUCUUCCUCUACUAGAUCAUUUGCAAUCUUCUUUAGAAUCACGAUUCGACCUUGAGAGUGUGAAUGUCUAUAAAGGCCUUAGCAUUGUACCGACGAAAAUGAUGUCCAUGACAAGAGAUGGGGUGGAUUGGAAAGAGCCAUUCAAAACUGUGGCUAACUUUUAUUAUGAUGAUUUGCCAAAUCCUUUGGCCUUAGAUGCUGAACUUAGGUUGUGGAACGCUCCCCAUUACCUCUUGUGA